ACAACUCACAACACAUCAAUUUUCAGAUAAUCUUGAAACAAACAUGGUGUCCAGCGUAGAUCGACCCGAAAUAGCUUUCUUCGACCUGGAAACCACCGUCCCGACCCGACCCGGACAAGGGUUCGCCAUCUUGGAAUUCGGGUCAAUCCUGGUUUGCCCCAGAAAGCUAGUUGAGCUCGAAAGCUACGAAACAUUAGUCAAACCACAUGAUCUCUCACUCAUCUCAACAUUAUCCGUUCGCGCCAACGGAAUCACACCAGACGCCGUCGUUUCGGCGCCGUCUUUCUCCGACAUUGCGGAUAAGGUGUACGACAUUUUACAUGGGAGAAUAUGGGCCGGUCAUAAUAUUGUUAGGUUUGAUUGCGUGAGGUUAAGGGAUGCAUUUGCCCAAAUUAAUAGGCCACCACCGGAGCCCAAAGGAACCAUUGAUUCAUUGGCCUUGUUGACACAGAGGUUUGGUAGGAGAGCUGGUGACAUGAAGAUGGCUAGUUUGGCUAAUUAUUUUGGGCUCGGAAAGCAAUCACACAGGAGCUUAGACGAUGUUCGAAUGAAUCUUGAAGUUCUCAAGUAUUGUGGAACUGUUCUUUUCUUGGAAUCUAGCCUUCCAGAUAUAUUUACAGAGAACAGUUGGAUUUCUCCAAAUGCUACCACAAGAAACCGCAGUAAUGCAAAAUCUGCCACAGAUGGAACCGGCCCGAGCACUAGCCCACCGUCAUCUAGUAGAAACAUCGAACGCCAUAAUUCUCCCCCAACAGGACCAACACAUCCGAUCUUUUCACUAGCGGCGUCUGGCGCUGGAGAACCAGUUCAAAAUGGAGUUGAACCGGGUCAGGCUCAACCCGACCCGUUUGACCUGGGCCAACUUAUAGACAAAAUAGAAAACGAACCCCUUGAAGCAAAUGUAGCAAUGGAGGAAGAAUCAUCUACAGCCACUGCUUCUAACACUAUAACAGAAAGCACUGAAUUUCUUGGUCUUGAUGACGUGUCCAUACCCUCUGUUACUGUAACUACCGUCCCCUUUUUCCGUGGACCCCAAAAGAUGCAAAUACUUCACAGAGACACCCCGUUGCAGAUACGCUGUGAUGCUCUAAAAGUACGGUUUGGAUUAAGCACAAGAUUUGUUGAUCUUGCGGGAAGACCUCGAUUAAGUUUUGUGGUUGACGCAUCACCAAAUCUUUGUGGUGUUCUUGAUUCGUGUGAUGAUAUUGCUAAGAGGUUUGUGGAUUCUGAUAGCAGUUCUGAGUGGAGGCCUGUUGUGAGCAGAAAGCCCGGGUUUUAUAACUCGCCCACCAUCAGAUUGCAAUUACCUACUGUAGCAGAAGGAGACAGUGUUAGAUGGAUCACAGAGAUACACCAGAAAGAAUCAUCAUCGAUACAGCGGGUCGUGUUCAGUAGGUAUGAUGUGGCAGAACUCGAACAGUUGAUUCGUCCAGGUUCCUUUGUGGAUGCUUUCUUUUCUUUAGAUCCGUACGACUAUCAACAGAAUGCUGGGAUUCGUUUAGUGGCCAAGAAACUGAUUGUCGAUUCUAACUGAAGGGUUUUGGUGUGUACCUCGCACUAUUAGCUGACAUCUAGAAUUUAAUCCUUGUUUGGGGCUUGUAAAGGUUGGCAUGUAGGUUUCUUUCUUUGUUGAUGUAGAAGAUAAACAACUAAUUCUAGGGUUUAAAUUAUGCAAUAUGUUAUUAUAUCA
Molecule: messenger RNA, 1690 nt
Organism: Helianthus annuus (common sunflower)
Lineage: Eukaryota; Viridiplantae; Streptophyta; Magnoliopsida; Asterales; Asteraceae
Product: protein NEN1
Exons: 6
Coding region: 44-1534 (496 amino acids)
Molecular function (GO): 3'-5' exonuclease activity; nucleic acid binding
Source: RefSeq, a predicted model, not a curated record